AUGAAGUUCGUUCCUGUAUUCUUGCUCGCACUCUCGUCUCUCAGCACCUUUGUCAAUGCUGGCGAAUUCUUAUCACCUCAACCUCAUGAGACUCUAUAUUCUGCUGGUCCUGCAAAGCAAGGAAGCUUCACAUUUAUUGUGCCGGAGGAUGCUUUGACACCGGAAGGUUGUAACAGCUCAACACUCCUCGCUGUGUUUCGUCGUAAAUUCUAUCUCUGGGACGUCAAUAAUGUGCCAGUCAUGGUUGAGAUGCCUCCGGUAAACGACACUUCAAGCGAUGCUUCUACUGCUCCUGAAAGCGAUCUAUCAUAUAUUGAACAAGUAGUUGCAUCAAACGGGAGCGAACAACAACAGAACACCGAUGGAACUGCUUAA
Molecule: messenger RNA, 375 nt
Organism: Zychaea mexicana
Lineage: Eukaryota; Fungi; Mucoromycota; Mucoromycetes; Mucorales; Lichtheimiaceae
Exons: 2
Coding region: 1-375 (124 amino acids)
Source: RefSeq, a predicted model, not a curated record